UCUCUCUGCAAAUGCGUUUCUACUCAUUCUGAGCAGUUCAUCCUUCCUGUGAGGCGUUUGCCAGGCUGUCUCGGAUACAACAUGCCUUCCGUCUGAUGAUCCACGGCUAGAGCGGGAUCAAAGGUGCUUGCACUCCGCUUCGGACGACCAAUAAUCGAAUAAAUUGACAAUCAGUAUCGAACAACCUUCCAAGAAGCAGUCAUGUAUGAGGGCAAGGACAGGCAUGAGACCGUCCCAGUGUGCUCACUGCCCCGGGUUGCGGACUCGCGAUGCGAUCCACUGAAUGAGCAAGUCUCUGAUCAGAAUAAGGAGGAUGAGAGGGCUACCAACGUUGCUGCGUUGCCACCGGCAGUUUCCCUAACUACACCGUCAAGUUCUUCUCAGCGUUGGCCGGAACCUCCUCCGCUGCCUGGCCCGUUGUUGACUGGGCCAGAGUAUGAAUUUGAAGAAGCUGUGAAGCGCGCGAAACGGAAUCUCCCAAAGCAGCGGCGCGAGUACUUGGCCAACCACCCUCAUAUUCAACUUGCCGAAACUUCUACUGCAGGGUCUGGGCCUCAACCUCGCAUGCAGACAUUGCCCGAACCUACGAAUAGAGUUCGCGAUGGGACUCGGUUUUUACUAUCUGCAGGAACAGCCGGCAAUUCUAUGGAUGCAGUCCGUCUCUCCUCGGAAAAUCCCUCCGCACAUCCUGCCAUGUUCGAGCUCUCUGACUUCAGACUUCCCGAGGAGGAUGAAGCACAGGAGCAUGGUCGUCCAUCCAGCUCGAACAGCUCGGCAACCCAUGAACGUCAUCUCGGUUCUGCUACCUACAGAGCUCUCCCAUCAACUGAUGCGGAGUCUUCAUCCAUGGCAGAAAUCUCCUGGAUCUCUUGGGCCCGUUCCGUUUGGGCGACAUGGAUUGGGUGCUUUUAA
Molecule: messenger RNA, 912 nt
Organism: Dacryopinax primogenitus
Lineage: Eukaryota; Fungi; Basidiomycota; Dacrymycetes; Dacrymycetales; Dacrymycetaceae
Exons: 2
Coding region: 202-912 (236 amino acids)
Source: RefSeq, a predicted model, not a curated record